Messenger RNA from Pisolithus orientalis, 1240 nucleotides. RefSeq names its product ERV/ALR sulfhydryl oxidase domain-containing protein. Gene Ontology annotation, molecular function: flavin adenine dinucleotide binding; flavin-dependent sulfhydryl oxidase activity. The coding region runs from base 193 to 909 and encodes 238 amino acids. The transcript has 7 exons. Gene Ontology annotation, cellular component: mitochondrion. NCBI's taxonomy places the organism in Eukaryota, Fungi, Basidiomycota, Agaricomycetes, Boletales, Pisolithaceae. The record is from RefSeq and is a predicted model, not a curated record.
CAUCGUUACCGACCUCCAAGGGUUCCGCAGGUUGCUCCCAACCAGUCACUUUCAAGGUGCUUCAGAAACCCAGUGUCGUGCGCUCACAUUGCGUCGGGUAAACUGAACUGGCGGACAAAUUUGAGGCGAUAACGCCAACUGCAAGCCAUUUACAUCCUGGCAACUCGAAGCGAAAGCCACACGACUGCAGUGAUGCUGUCUCGGUUUGCGAGGCUGUUCUGUUUAAUUAUUGUUUCCCUAGUGCGUGUCGCAACUCUCGCGUCUCUUCACCCACAGACGCGCGCAUACAUUGAUCCAUGGACUGGGGAGCUUUGGGGCGAAGGAGGCGUCGAAAAGGAUUUGCGAGUGUUGUAUCCUGAUAAUUCGAAGGAGUAUGGACCUGCACACUCGGGCGUGGUGGGAGGGGUAGAUGGAGGUGUGAUUAUGUCCAAGCUAGGGAAUGAAACAGCAAAGGCUGAGCUGGGCCGUGCGACAUGGAAGCUUCUACACACUAUGACAUUACGAUUUCCUGAGCAUCCAACACCCGACGAACGCGAGGCUCUCAGCUCCUUUAUGUACCUUACCUCGCGACUGUACCCUUGUGGGGAAUGCGCUUCUGAAUUUCAGGAGUUACUAAAGAAAUUUCCGCCCCAGACUGCAAGUCGGCUUUCUGCGAGCAUGUGGCUCUGCUCCGUGCAUAACGAAGUAAAUGUCAGGCUCAGUAAACCGACAUUUGACUGUGCCAGGCUUGACGAGACAUACGAUUGUGGUUGUGGAGAUACACCUAUAUCGUUAUCAACUUCAACUGCAGCUGCAAGUCCAGAGGCUGUGGCACUAGAAGAAAAGAAAACUGAUGCGAUGGAUCUGGAGUGGGACAGUGCGAGAGACGGGGUUACCGGUGUUGAAUUGAUCAAAGGUGGGAAACACUAGAAGUCAUAUGCCUCGCAUGGCACGGGAUAGGGUUGGGAUUUCCUUGGGAUUUUUUUCUGCUUCGGUGGUGAGUUUGUUGUUGAUAAUGACUGUCGUAUUAUUAUGGGGAUACCCCAGCAAGUUCGAGGUCAUGGCACCUCUUUAAUCCGCACAGGUGAAAUGUGGGGUUACCAACUGUGGGCGUCGUGCGUCGUGCUGUAACGUUCUUCCCAUGACUGACUGGGAGUAACAAUGCUAUUAAAGAUGCUAGCACCGCUACAUACUGGCAAGUACGACAACUUCCCACGGUAGUACUGUGUUUAAUAAUCGGAAUAGUGCAAUCAUUACGAGU